UGUGUGUGUGUGUGUGUGUGUGUGUGUGUGUGUGUGUGUGUGUGUGUGUGUGUGUGUUCUUGUUUAUAUGGUAUAGGGGGACAUUUGACCUGAAAUCUCACCAGCACUAUGAGGACAUUUUGGUUUAUGAGGACAUUUUCAAUGUCCCCAUAAGUCGGGCACUGUAGAAGUACUUAUUUCAUUGUUAUUAACUAUGUCCUGCUUUUUUAACUCAUGUCCUAAUAUACCAUAAAGACCUGGUUUUGUUGUGUAUCACACACAGCCCAUACUCCCCCUAUGUCUGGUUGUUGGUAGUGCAGCUUGAUACGAUUUUUUUUCAUUGGCUCAUGGGUUGUAUGCAUGUCUGAUCACCGAUUGGCUACUGCUUCUGUCAAUAACGGGGACGAUCGUUGAUUCGCGGUUGCGGCUGUGAGUCACCGCAUUCUGGCGGCAAACUAUCAACUUUCUAUGUCGCGAGCCUAUAGCUAGUGAAACCCCGCCAAGUUAUGCUGAAGUUUAUUUUACCUCAGAAGACAUCACCUGAAAGAAACCGCGACGCGAAGAGGACUUUUCUAAUGGUUAUCUUCACUACUAAAUAGGUAAGUAAUUUUUCUAUUCACACAAUUGAUCAAAUGUAUUAUUUAGUUUACAAUUUUAUAGCUAAAAUAUAUAAAAUGUGCAGUUUAAACACAAACGUGAACAGGGUAGAGUAAUGACUGCUAUAGUACUUGUAGCUUGGUAAUUAUGUACUGUACUUCUCCUGUUCUGUUGUUCAAGCAGGCUAAUGGGUUAAUACUACUGAGAUUAAACUUGCGUUGAUGUUAUUGUUGGAGUGUCUCGCAGUUUUAUAGUCAGUCCUGAGUGUUUUUGUAGUCUGGCUAAUUUUUUUUUUUUUUGCAUGUGCUUAAAACAUUUGUUAAUAUCGUAUUUCUGUCCGAAACGUGAGUUAAUUGUUGUCGUCUGCUUGUUAGCGGUAAGUUAAGUAAUUGUUUCAAGCUAACGUUAGCGAAUGUAAUGAUGGACAUUCAAUGGGCUCUGAAGUGCCAGCAGUUUCUUCUCUCAAAAUGAUUUCGCUUUUAGUGUUGUUUAGAAACUGUAUAAAAAGCCAAUACAUGGCUUUGUGUUUGGCCGUGUUUGAGGAAUGACAAGUGUUCCUCUUGUCAUGAUCUGAUAAUUUGACUGAUGUAUCCCUCAUUCACCCAAAUAGGUGAGUAAUAGUAAUAUAAUAUGAAUAUAGUGUAUUGUCAAAACACUUGGCCGAUGUAUUUUGUAAUUUUAUUUAGGCAUAGUGGCUGGGUAAGUUUGACUCUGUGUUAAAUAGUGAAGGCCUUUUUAACACAUGUUAAAAAGGCAUUCAGGCGUUGUUGCUCAACUGCGGGGGUCCUGUGCGGUCUAAUAGUAAGAACAAGGGGAACGAGUGGCAAGUACAUUGAUAGGUCUACCUGUUGUGGCUGAGUAGCCCCAUACUAAAGCCACAAUUGAUAUUGAGUUGGAGAACUGUCUUUCAUCACUCAUAGUUCACUAUUACAGUUGGGUUCAAAUAACCCUGUAUGUUGGGUUGUGAUGUAAACGCAGCACAUUUGGUCAGAUGAUUGACUUGGUAUUUCAUAAGUGAAGAAAUAUUUAGACUUUGUAUUUCACAAGUGAAGAAAUAUUUAUACGGUUAGUAACUGAAUGUGGCUGCAUAUACAUGGGGUUGGAAUGACAACAACCAGGACAGUUGCUCUGGAGCUGAUUUAGAGACCCUUGUUAAGGAACAUAUAAACAACAAUGAGCCUCAAAGAAAGGAGAGGAGGAAGGGGCAGAAAUCCUGAACAAGAUGCACUAUAUUAUAUUUCCAAUUCACUGGACAAAGUUGGUUUUCUAAAGAAGUUCAUUAACCCCUUCAAAGGUCAUGGAGUAUUCAGCAAUAGCUACUUUGGAAAAGGAGACUUCCUGCUGGAAUACAGAGGGGACUUUAUUACAUUUGAUGAGAGCAAAAGAAGAAGAAUACAAUACAGUGAUGCCCUUAAUGUUUUCAUGUUUGACCUAAGUUUCAAUGGGAAACUGUGGUGUAUUGAUGCAGCAAACACUGAAUCACUUGCCAGAUUUGUCAACGAUGACCAUAUCAAUCCGAACAGCAAAAUGAAAAGGCUAACAGUUGGAGGGAAGCCCCAUCUCUGUUUAUUUGCAACGUCCGACAUAAAACCUGGAGAGGAAAUUUCCUAUGAUUAUGGUGACUCGGACUGGCCGUGGCGAAAUAAGCAAAUCCAUGUCCAAGAAAUGUCCGUUACUACAGAGACCGAGAACACUGAAGAGCAAAUCCAUGUCCAAGAAAUGUCCGUUACUACAGAGACCGAGAACACUGAAGAGCAAAUCCAUGUCCAAGAAAUGUCCGUUACUACAGAGACCGAGAACACUGAAGAGCAAAUCCAUGUCCAAGAAAUGUCCGUUACUACAGAGACCGAGAACACUGAAGAGUGUCAGCAUAUUCUUGUACAUGCUGUUGCAUCCUCUUUGGACAAAUGCAAUGUCUGCAGUGGUGGCACAAUGUCAUCACUCAGGUGGUCUGGAAUGCAAUGUAAAGAUGUUUCCAAACCCAGAAAAAUCAUGAGAAGAAUAGCAUGGAACAAAACAGAAAUACAAGCUGUGAUGAAGCACUUUGGCAACCACAUCAUCCAAGGAAAAACAGCAACAAUGCUGGAGUGCAAACAAUGCAAAGAUGCAGAAGAACCUUUUCUAAAAAUGAGGUCCCCUCAAAACAUACGAGACUUUGUAAGAAACAAAGGACUGACAUUCAGAAGGCAAAAUGAAAAAGCGAUCAAUACACAAAUGUAAAGAUUAUCAUUCAGUACAUAAUUUGUUAAACAUUUUAUACGGUCAAAUCAAAAAAGCAACUUUUGUGACUAUAACACAUUGAAAAAGUAUGAUUAUAUAUCAGCAUCUCAAAAGACAAUGGGUUAUGCACUUGCUUUGGAAUCUGCUGUGUAGUGAAUUAAUGAGUGGCGAUAGACCCUAAUCUACAUUUGGUUACAGUAUAGCCUACAUUUAAAAUGUAUUAAAUUAUGAGGGGGAAAAAAAUCGAACUUGCUCGCAAUACCCCAUAAUAAAAACAAAACGGGUUUAAUUUUUUUUUGCACGUUUAUAAGAAACUGAAAUAUGACAGGGCUUGACGAUAAUUCAAUCAAUACUGUUAUCGUUUUUUAAAUAAUUAUAUUAUUGGGUUAUAUCGCCCACCCCUAAUAUGAAAUAUACACUAUUAUUCUCAUCCCUUAAUGGAAGAGGGGUGUGAGCCUAGGGUCUUUUUGGGUAUGACGCUACAAGCUUGGCACACCUGUAUUUGGGUAGUUUCUCCUAUUCUUCUCUGCUGAUCCUCUUAAGCUCUGUCAGGUUGGAUGCAAAACAAUGCUGCAUAGCCAUUUUCAGGUCUCCAGAGAUGUUCAAUCGGGUUCAAGUCCAGGUUCUGGCUGGGCCACUCAAGGACAUUCACUGACUUGUACCAAAGCCUCUCCUGCAUCGUCUUGGCUGUGUGCUUAGGGUCAUUGUCCUGUUGGAUUGUCAACCUUCUCCACAGUCUAAGAUUCUGUUCACUCUGGAACAGGUUUUCAUCCAGGAUCUCUCUGUACUUCUCUGUCUUUAUCUUUCCCUCAAUCCUGGCUAGUCUCCCAGUCCCUGCUGCUGAGAAACAUCCCCAUAACCUGUUGCUGCUCCAACCUUGUUUCACUGUAGGGAUGCAUUGGCCAGAUGUGCGGUGCCUGGUUUCCUGUAGUCUGCAUCAUUGAAGGUCUCGAAGAACAGUGGUCUCCAUCAUUCUAAAAUGUUUCCAUUUUGGAAAAAUUGAACUCCUUUGGGCUUAAUGUCAAGCGUCAUGUCUGCAGACAACCAGGCACUGGUCAUACGGCCAAUGCAUCCCUAUGGUGAAGCAAGGUGUUUUUCAGCAGUAGGGACAGAGUGACUAGUCCGGUUUAAGGGAAAGAUGAACAGAGAAAGGUACAGAGAGAUCCUGGAUGAAAACUUGCUCCAGAACGCUCAGGAUCUCAGACUCAGGUGAAGGUUGACCUUCCCACAAGACAACCACCCUAAGCACAUAGCCAAGACAACACAAGUGGCUAUGGGACCGGUCUGUGAAUGUACUUGAGUGGCUUAGCCAUAGGCCGGACUUGAACCCGAUCAAACAUCUAUAGAGAGACCUGAAAAUGGCUGUGCAGUGACAUUCCCCAUGCACCCUGACAGGGGUUAUGAGUAUCUACAGAGAAGAGUGAGUGAAACCCCAAAAAUACAGAUAUGCCAGGCUUGUAGGGUCACACACAAGAAAACUUGAGGCAGUAAUUGCUAUGAAAGUAAUUUUUUUAACACAUUUUUUAGAAUAAGGGUCUGAAUACUUUUAAAAUACUUUUCUACAAUAACCUUUAAUUGCUUAGCAUUUGUUUGCAUUAAUUUUAAAAUGAAAUGUUAUGACUAGUCUUUUUAACGGUGUGCUAUAAAUGUAGAUAUUUGUUACGUUUUAAAUUUAAUAAUUCAACUUUUUACCAAAAAAGUAGCCCAUGCACUUGCACAUUACAGACCAAAUGGUGGCACAUCCAUGUUCAAGGUGUGGCCUACGUUUUAAUUUAAUAGUUUUUAUGUCCACCUUGUUUUUGUUGAUCCAUUUUAAUUGUUAAGUUGUCGUUUGUUUUUGCAAAUGGGUUUCAUAAUUAUUCACCUAUUUGUUUGCUGAAAUUGUACUUGUCAAAUGUGGCAAUAUUCUUAAUAUUUAUAUAAUAUUCAUGCUUAAAAACCAACAAAUGAGUUACAAACUUGUGACUGAAAGAGUUGGCCAUAAUUCCUGUGAUUUGAGACCAGUAAACAACUACAGGAUGCAUUUGUUGUAGUCUUUAUACACUGCUUUGCUAAAGUAUCCAUAUCCCUCAAGUUUGAAGUGAUACCAUCCCUAAUAGGCUGUAAGCAGAUAAAAUAUUAGCGGCAUUAGAUGUGCAGAGCAGUUCUGUUUUGCAGAAGGAAAUAUUCACUACAGGUGGAUCAGUUUGUGAGCUGCAGCGGGCUGUCUCCACUCCUGAACCGAUGGUAGACAUUUGAUUGUUUGAUGUGUGUCAUCCUUGUAGCUAAUCAUCAGCAUUCUAGUUCUAUUCUUUGCAUGGUUAAGACGAGCUGAUUUCUGUAAUUAAAAUCAGACGCAUUAAGUUGAA
Esox lucius (northern pike) is the source of this 5144-nucleotide messenger RNA. Its product is annotated as histone-lysine N-methyltransferase, H3 lysine-36 specific-like. Bases 1750 to 2796 code for a protein of 348 amino acids. The transcript has 10 exons. The record is from RefSeq and is a predicted model, not a curated record. NCBI's taxonomy places the organism in Eukaryota, Metazoa, Chordata, Actinopteri, Esociformes, Esocidae. Gene Ontology annotation, molecular function: protein binding.